GCCAGUGCUCCUGUGGCAGUGUCACCUCAGGUGCCUGGUCCUUGUGGAGCCAAGGCUGUAGUGCCCUGUGACAGUAUCCACACAUCCGUGUGUACUCUUGAGAGCUCCCACUGCUCGCUCCCAUGAGGAAUUAGGGAUGUUUCAUGCUACCCCAUCACCUAUAGCGUGGCUGGCUCCUGUUCUUGGAUGCAGGCAGGCUUGCCCCCACAUCCUCGUGUCCUGCUGGACCCACAGAACUGGACUGGUCCCAGUAACAGCCUUGUUCUGGUCUGUCUGCUGAGAUACUUGACGACUAUUUGUUUUAGACCUCAUCUGCCAAGCAAGGAAGUGAAUAAUCAAUAGGAGUCCAAAACUGUGUUUGAGAGCAGUUAUAUCUGGGAUGUAGGUUAAUUUUGGUGCUCAAAGGAACGGAAAUGUUUGAUGCAUGCAGCCAUGGAUCUAUGGCAAAUUUAGGUUUAUGUGUUUCAGAGUGUCCCUCAUGGAAAUCCAGGGCUAUGCUCAGGCUAGCACCACCUCUAGUAUGUCAGUGCUGCACCGAAUGCGAGAGCUGCUGUCACAGAGCUGAGCUUAUUCCAGAAGUUUUCGUCUUCCCCAUUCCAGCCUGUAACUAUAGCUGCAUUCCUGUCCUUGUUGUUUGCAAUGGGAAAAUUACAGAGAUUUAAAGGAAAGCGUAGUACUGUCCAGUAUGUACUACUUGGCUGUGUAAAUGUAUGCAUUUAAGAAUCUGAAUUACUUGAUUUUUGGUGUUUUAACAGGUUAAAACGACAAUCAGUAUUAUGGAGGAGGCCUUAGAGUUGUUCCAGGAACAAGCUGUCACUAAACCUUCUCCAGGUGAAGCUGAACUUCAGGAAUUAGUGCAUCAAAUUGACAUCAUGGUAAACAGAAAGCAACUGGAAUGGGAAAGAAAGAUGAGAGCUUUAGAAGCGAAGAUGGAUAUCCAGGAUCAAGAAUUAGCAAGUGCCCAAAGCAAACUGGAUCGAAAAGGUCAAGAGGUGGGACUACUUCAACAAAAAUUGGAAGACUUACAGAAAACUAAAUAUGAAAUGGCUCAGAGCUAUGAAACUCAGCUUCAAGCACUGAAAUCUCAAUUUACAAAGUUGACACAUAGUUAUGAAAAGCUACAGUCACAUCAAUUAAAACACAAAAAGGUCAACAGUAGAGAAGAAUGUGAGGAAAGCCUAGUGACAUCGUCUGACCCACGAAAUUUAUACAAGAAACUGGAGAAGCAGACCCAGAAUUAUCAAUUCCAAAUACACAAUAAGAAAAAAAAUCAAGACGAGGUAAUAACCUAUGCCCAGCCUGAAAGUGAAAAGGAUGAUUUGAUUAUUGAAAAACUAAAGGCAACUGUGAAUGAAAUAGCAAGGAACAAGAAUAAACUCGAAGAGGAAAAUCUGAAGCUCCGUGAAGAUCUAAAAGUGUACCAAAACCAGUGCCAGAAUAUGGAGGCAGACUUUUCAGAAAUGAGACAUGAGCUGCAGUCACGGGAUGGUCUCUGGAGAAGGAUGCAGCUGGAAUGCCAGCAGUUGCAUACAGAAUUAUUGAAAAUCAAAGAGUACAAAGAUACGCAGGAAAUUCAAAUAAAGCAUCAAUCAUCUGGUGUUCAACUUACUGAGCAACUAGAAAAUAAAAACACUGAGUUAUUACUAUUUGCAGAAAGUCAAGAACGCCAACGAGAAGAGCUAAACAAGAUAAGAAACCACAUUUAUCGAGAGGAGCAGUCCCAUUGCUCUGAGCAGGAAAGAAUGAAGACAGAAAUCUCUGACCUGACAGAGGAGCUUCAUCAGAAGGAGAUCACUAUAGCAACUAUCAUGGAGAAAGCUACUCUUCUGGAGAGACAGUUAAAAAUGGAGUUAGAGACAAAAGAUAAAUUGUUAGCAAAACAACAGUUAUUGGAAUUCCAAUACCAAGUUAUCAAAUCUGAAAACACACAUCUAAAAGAGAUGGUGGAAAACCAGGAGCAUGAAAGUUGCAUGAAUAUAGAUUUAUGUAACAAAGAACAUGGAAAUUUCACAGCUUCUGUUCACAAAAUGAAACAUGAGAAUUUAAGACUAGAAAAUAGUGUUGCUAAACUACAAAAUGACAGAGGAAUAUCAAUACUGGGUUGCACAGAUACGUAUGGAGAAACAGAGCACAGCUACCAAAUCCAUUCAAAGAUGCAAGAAAAGGAAGAGAGAUCAUUCCAAAAUAAAGAUGCAGGGGAAAUGGAAUGUCAACAGACUGAUAUGCUUACUGCCAGUGGAUACCACAGAAACCGCAGUCCUGCUUUAUAUGGCCAAGGCAAUAUCACUGGGUCAAAAAGUGAUAGCAUUGUAUCUUCUCAUCCACUUCACAGAGGUCAUGAAAAGAAAAUAGUUUAUAAAUCUCCAUCACCACUAGUGGGGUAUCCUUUGGGCUUUGGUGGGCCAUAUCCUAAAAUGGGCAGAACAGGCAGUUUACUGAGCCCUGCUUACAGUGGAGAAGAAAUGAAAUUAUCAGAAGAAAUCAAAUUAUCAUCUCCCCAUGAGAUGUCCUUCCUUGCAACAACAGAAAAGUUCCUUCAAGAGGAAGAUAAACAUGCAAGAGAGUUUGAAGAACGUUUAAAUUUGCACCUUGAAGAGCUGCAAAGAUAUUCUGAAAAUAUUCUAAAAAAACAUGCCAGGAUACAGCAAAGCAGACAUACUUAAGCCAGUCACACAAUUAAGAAAAGAAAACCAAGUAAUGACCCAUGAGUUUCUUAAAACUAAAAUCUGCAACUAGUUGCUUAAUGCAUUUAGGCACAUUGCCAAUAGCAUUUAUUUUUAGUACCAUGUUUUCAAUAAGAUCAUCAUUAUCCUAUGGAUUUAAGUACGUUGUAACUUGACUAUAUUAGAAAAUAAACUCUAAACAUAUUCUAAAAUAUA
This is a messenger RNA of Pipra filicauda (Wire-tailed manakin), 2879 nucleotides long. RefSeq names its product deuterosome assembly protein 1 (gene DEUP1). The coding region runs from base 777 to 2663 and encodes 628 amino acids. Gene Ontology annotation, cellular component: deuterosome; centriole. Gene Ontology annotation, biological process: centriole replication; de novo centriole assembly involved in multi-ciliated epithelial cell differentiation. The transcript is spliced from 12 exons. NCBI's taxonomy places the organism in Eukaryota, Metazoa, Chordata, Aves, Passeriformes, Pipridae. The record is from RefSeq and is a predicted model, not a curated record.